Molecule: messenger RNA, 1649 nt
Organism: Thermothelomyces thermophilus ATCC 42464
Lineage: Eukaryota; Fungi; Ascomycota; Sordariomycetes; Sordariales; Chaetomiaceae
Exons: 4
Coding region: 123-1253 (376 amino acids)
Biological process (GO): D-sorbitol catabolic process
Molecular function (GO): L-iditol 2-dehydrogenase (NAD+) activity; zinc ion binding
Source: RefSeq, a predicted model, not a curated record
UUUUGUUGGAUUGAAAACAUUUAUCCCCAAACCCCAUCGCCAGCGCUUUGCUCCUUACUCGUUGCAGUCUCAACUGAUUACAACUCGUUCGCACCUCCCUUUUUUCUACCACCCCUCUACCAAUGGCUUCCCGCGUCAAAGCUUCGGUCCUUCAUGGGGCUCGGGACUUGCGGCUCGAAGAGCGAGAGCUGCCUCCACCCGGCGCCGAGGAGGUCCAGGUUGCCGUCAAGACAACCGGGCUCUGCGGUUCUGAUUUGCACUACUUUGGCCACUUCCGCAAUGGCGACAUCUUGGUGCGGGAGCCCCUUACCCUAGGCCACGAAUCGGCCGGCAUCGUCAUUGCCGUGGGCUCCGGCGUGUCUUCGCUCAAGGUCGGGGACCACGUCGCCCUGGAGGUUGGCCAGCCAUGCGAGCAAUGCGAGCUCUGCCGCGAGGGCCGGUACAACAUCUGCAGGGAGAUGAAGUUCAGGAGCUCGGCCAAGGCAUACCCGCACGCCCAGGGCACACUUCAGGAACAGAUAACACACCCGGCGAGGUGGUGUCACAAACUUCCAUCGAGCGUCUCUCUGGAACUCGGGGCUCUCGUCGAGCCCCUGGCUGUUGCCCUCCACGCCACCGACAGGGCGCGCCUCGCGCCGCGCUCCACCGUCCUGGUCUUUGGCGCCGGGACGGUCGGCCUUCUCUGCGCCGCCCUCAGCAAGGCGGUCGGCGAGGCCACGGUGGUCAUUGCCGACGUCCAAGAGGGCCGGGUCAAGUUCGCCGUCGACAACGGCUUCGCCGACGCCGCCGUCGUUGUUCCCAUGAAGCGGCCCGACACGAUCGAGGCAAAGCUGGACUUCGCAAAGCAGGUGGCGGAGUCAGUCAAGUCGACAACGCACAACGGCGGGGCCUUGGGCGAGGUUUCGGCCACGUUCGAGUGCACCGGUGUUGAGGCGUGCCUACAGGCCUCCAUAUAUGCUACUGCCCCUGGUGGGCGGAUCAUGCUCAUCGGCAUGGGCAAUCCCAUCCAAACGCUGCCUAUCUCGGCCGCGGCCCUGCGCGAGGUCGACCUCGUAGGCGUCUUCCGGUACGCCAACACGUAUCCGCGGGUCAUCGAGCUGCUGGCCAGCAAGAACCCCCGGCUGCCCGACUUUACAAAGCUCAUCACCCAGCGGUUCUCGGGGAUGGAGAGCAUCCCCAAGGCCUUUGAAAUGGCAGCUAGGGUAACAGACGACGAGGGAAAUCUGGUGUUGAAGGUGAUGGUAGACAUGUAGGCAGCGAGGAGGCGCAGAGUGUUAAAUGAAUGAUACAUACACCAAAGAUCUCGGUUUGUCGGGGAGAUGAGAUGAAGGAGAAAAAAAGAAUAAAGAAAAAAGAAAAAGAAAAAGAAACUCGAAUAUUGCAGACAAAAACGACGUCUAUUUCUCGUCUAUCAACCCGAUUUCGCACAUAACAAGAACCCAGCCCUGUCUAUGACUUGUCUGGGAACCCAAAGUCCACGCCAAACGGCGGGUACACGAACCGCAUCAGCUGGCCUUCCCUGGUCAGCUUGUCCGACCAGUCAUUCAGCAACUUCAUAUCAUCGGCAUCCAGGUCAAUCAGCUUGAGGUUCUCCUCGAUCCGCUCGCGAGUGACCGAUUUGGCCAGGACGGUGCUGCCACGGGGGACUA